Molecule: messenger RNA, 1284 nt
Organism: Acanthocheilonema viteae
Lineage: Eukaryota; Metazoa; Nematoda; Chromadorea; Rhabditida; Onchocercidae
Source: the annotation of a GenBank genome assembly
AUGACUUUUAUGAUAGUUUCGGUGGAAGUGAAAAUGAUAGAAUGUUUCAAGUUAAAAAUUCGUAAAGAAAGGUCAAACGUUGAUUUGACGAAUAAGAAAAGAAUGGAAAGUGUUCAAGAAGAGAAAGGAGCCGAAAAAAAUGCUACUUUUAACUUACAACAAGUGCAAAUACGUCCGACCAAUCCAUCACAUACGUCUAAUUUGUUUGCGAAUAUGAAAACUGUUAACGAUGCGUCUUCGCAAAAGAAAAGCGAAGAGAUCCCUCAUCAAAAAACACCAAACGUGCAAAACAAAAGUAUGCUACGAGCGUUAACUUCACCUGAUGCUCGAUCUCUUGAAGCUACAAACACAACAUUUUGUAAAAUAGCUGCAAAAUCUAAAUCAGAGAGUUACAUAUCCAGACCUGAUAUGGUUACAGUUACAAUUAAAUCAACUGUAUCAUCAUUUAAACCACUGAAGUUAGUGAUGAAGAAAACAACAAGUAUACGCAUGCUGAAGAAUUAUUUGCAAUCACGAUUUGGUGGUGCUCAUCAAAUUAUUCUCAUUCAUAAUAAUAAGGAAUUGAAGAAUGACGGCGGUUCUUUGACAUCAAUUGGUAUCACUUCGGGUAGUGUAUUGUGGUUGUUAGUAAAACCAAUUGCUGGUAAUAAUGAUCGUGAAGAGAUUGCAUCUUUGAUUCGAAUGUCUAGCGAAUAUGCUGAAGUUGUAUCCAGCGAAUGCAAACAAGCGGAACAUGAACAUAUGCGAGAAAAAAUGAAAUUAUUGAUAAAGCAAAGAGAAAAGGUUCGACGAAUUAACACAGAAAACAUGCAGCGAAAAAUUCGAAAAAAGCUUGGAAAAGAAAUGACAACCGAUUUAACAUCGCAGUCAUCAUCAUCAUUCAAUAAUUCAUGCGCGUUUUCCAUUGCUUCGUCACCAUCCAUUUCAACUCCAAAAGGUACAGCUGAUAUUAUAAAACAAAAGGAAUUAGCGACAUAUUUCGAUCCUCCGGAAACAAUCAAACAGAGGAAAUUUGAACAGGAGGAAUUGUUUGAUGUUCCAUCAAAUAAGAGCGAAUUGCUCAAAAUAAAAAAUGAGAUAAUUAAAAAACGAUGUGGUCUUUGCCGAAUGAAAUUGCAGAUAAUUGAUAGAGAAAUACAAUGCAUAUGUGGGCAUGUAUUUUGCGGUAAACAUCGUAAUCCACAGAUACACAGAUGCAGUAUUGAUCUAAAAUCAAUCGAUCGAGUACAUGUCAGAACAGCGUUACCAAAAUUAGUACGAGAUAUCCCAAAAUCGAAAAUAUAG